AUGCUUCAUUCGCCUCACAAACAACCACAGAACCACAAGUGCGGUGCAAACUUUCUCCAGGAGGACAGCAAAGAAGUCUCUGGUUUUUAAAUGGUUAAUCUCCGCAGGUCACUACCAGCCACUGAGACCAACAAAGUCAGUAAGUGCUCUCUAACCACAGUCUAUGCAGUAAUAUUUGAGGAUCCAAGAAGUAUUUACACCAGAAGGUGAAAGCUCUGCGUGAAGCGAGAGGGACUAUGGCAUCAAACAGCCUGUUCAGCUCAGUGACACCAUGUCAGCAAAACUUCUUUUGGGAUCCCAGCACCAGCCGGAGGUUCAGCCCCCCCUCCAGCAGCCUGCAGCCCGGCAAGAUGAGCGAAGUCAGCCCGGUCGUAGUAGCCCAACAGCAGCAGCAACAGCAGCAGCAGCAGCAGCAGCAAGAAGCGGCGGCCGCCGUGCCCAGGCUGCGCCCCCACGAUAACCGCACCAUGGUGGAGAUCAUCGCUGACCACCCCGCCGAGCUGGUCCGCACCGACAGCCCCAACUUCCUCUGCUCUGUCCUGCCCUCGCACUGGCGCUGCAACAAGACCCUCCCGGUGGCAUUCAAGGUGGUGGCCUUAGGAGAAGUGCCUGAUGGGACAGUGGUCACUGUCAUGGCUGGAAAUGAUGAGAACUAUUCUGCAGAACUGCGAAAUGCGUCAGCUGUGAUGAAGAACCAGGUGGCCAGGUUUAAUGACUUACGAUUUGUGGGCAGAAGUGGAAGAGGGAAGAGCUUUACUUUGACAAUAACUGUCCUGACAAAUCCCCCCCAAGUUGCUACAUACCACAGAGCUAUAAAGGUUACAGUAGAUGGGCCAAGGGAGCCAAGAAGGCACAGACAGAAGCUUGAUGACUCUAAACCUAGUUUGUUCUCUGAACGCCUCAGUGAUUUAGGGCGCAUUCCUCAUCCCAGUAUGAGAGUAGGGGUCCCGACCCAGAGCCCACGGCCCUCUCUGAACUCUGCACCAAGUCCUUUUAAUCCUCAAGGACAGAGUCAGAUUACAGACCCCAGACAGGCACAGUCAUCCCCGCCGUGGUCCUAUGACCAGUCUUACCCAUCCUACUUGAGCCAGAUGACUUCACCGUCCAUUCACUCCACAACUCCCCUGUCCUCCACCCGAGGCACAGGACUUCCAGCCAUCACCGAUGUGCCCAGACGCCUCUCAGGUAAAGACUCCUGCAGCUCAGAGCUCAGGCUGUGGCCCUCUUCUCUUGCUCUGUCCCAGCAGACGGGUGCUUCAGAGCUGGGCCCAUUUUCAGAUCCCAGGCAGUUCACAAGCAUUUCAUCCCUCACUGAGAGCCGCUUCUCCAACCCACGAAUGCACUAUCCAGCCACCUUUACCUAUACACCGCCAGUCACCUCAGGCAUGUCACUGGGUAUGUCCGCAACCACUCACUACCACACCUACCUACCACCACCCUACCCCGGCUCUUCCCAAAACCAAAGUGGACCUUUCCAGACCAGCAGCACUCCAUAUCUCUACUAUGGCACUUCGUCAGGAUCAUACCAGUUCCCCAUGGUGCCAGGAGGGGACCGCUCCCCCUCCAGGAUGCUUCCACCGUGCACCACCACGGCCAACGGCAGCACGCUCUUAAACCCUAACUUGCCCAACCAGAGUGACGGUGUGGAGGCGGAUGGCAGCCACAGCAGCUCCCCAACCGUCUUGAAUUCUAGUGGCAGAAUGGAUGAGUCCGUUUGGAGGCCCUACUGA
This is a messenger RNA of Apus apus (common swift), 1730 nucleotides long. It is a transcript of the gene RUNX2, whose product is annotated as RUNX family transcription factor 2. Gene Ontology annotation, molecular function: ATP binding; RNA polymerase II cis-regulatory region sequence-specific DNA binding; DNA-binding transcription factor activity, RNA polymerase II-specific. Gene Ontology annotation, cellular component: nucleus. Gene Ontology annotation, biological process: hemopoiesis; regulation of cell differentiation; neuron differentiation. Bases 237 to 1730 code for a protein of 497 amino acids. The record is from RefSeq and is a predicted model, not a curated record. The transcript has 10 exons. Lineage: Eukaryota; Metazoa; Chordata; Aves; Apodiformes; Apodidae.